AAUUAGUCAAUACCUACAUACUACGUACUAAUUAAAAUAAAAACUACAAUUUGUUUAUUUGCACUUUUUGCACCUAUCAGAAUUAUAUUUAUUAGUGUGAAUUGACUGAUUUUUCUAUAGCAUAUUACGAACGACUUCUACUUUAAUCUCUGAAGUGAUUGGAAUUCAAACUUACCUACAAGAUUAUAAGACUAUUCGAAGACGAGACUAAUAAUUAAGACCGACACGGAGCUAAAAUUAACUUGUUCAUGCACCAAUUACUGUUGUUCACCUAAAUAUGAAUACUAGUAACAAUGACGACCGUAAAGAUGACAAUCCACCAUUUUCUCGUAUAUUCGUUGUUUGCAACAAACAUAUGACUGAAGAAGACUUAAGGACAGCAUUCUCUGAAUAUGGAGACAUUGAGGACUUGUACAUACCGAGACAUCGCCUGACUGGUGAACACAAAGGUGUGGCAUAUAUAAAGUAUUCUAAAACGUCUUCAGCAGCUGCUGCUAUUAAAGCCUUGCAUUUAAAUCAUAUAAAAGAUGGUAAGCCAAUCAAAGUUAUGGUGGCAGCUAGCAAAAACGAACCACCUAGUCAUGAUCAAUAUGGAGAUAAAUAUACAAGACUCUUCAUUAAAGUAGCAAGAGAUGUGACUGACUCUGACAUUCGUAAAAAAUUCUCUAAUUUUGGACAAAUUGACUCCAUUUUCAUUCUAAAAGAUAAGGAAACAGGUCUAUGUAAGGGUUUUGCAUAUGUCAAAUUUAAAGAAUUUCUUGAAGCUGCUAAAGCUUUUGAGGAAUGUGAUCCAGUUUACAAGCCAGUUUUUGCUAUGCCUAAAGAUUUAAAAAGAAACAGAAACUCGUAUGACUGUGAUGGCUUCAAUGCUUACCAGUCAAAAAAUCUGGAUUAUCGCCAAUACAACAGUCAAUUUAAUUUUGAUCAACCCAGAAAUGAUAUUAGUAAUAAAAUAAAGUCUGAUGUAAAUAAUUAUAAAACAGUUUCUGUAAAUUGUAGAAUCUUAGAUCAGAGAUAUAUAGAACAGCUUUUCAAUCUAAUUCCAGGUAUGGUACAUUGCCAUUAUACCAUAGUUCCUUAUAGUGGACAAUGCAAAGCUCUGGUAACUUAUGAGGAACCAAAAUAUGCUGCAUAUGCAGUUGAAAAAUUAAAUAACUAUGAAUUUCCUUCUGGGGAAAUAUUAUCAGUAACACCAGACACCAACCCCUUAGCUAAAGCUGCUACUGACCUCACAUCAAUAGUAAAUCAAUUCAAAAAUAAUUUAGAAACAGCUGCCCCUGAUCUUAUUUAUCUAGCUAAUGCAAUAGAAAAAGCAUCAUCUCUUAUCAAAGAUGCAGCUGCUGGUAAAUUGGAAACACCCACAGAACAUGAUAGCAGCUUCUCUAGCAUACCCUUGCCCCCAAUUAAGCCUAUGUCAAACUCAACUAAGGUUGCAAAGAGACUAUUUAUUGUUUGUAAGCCACAACCCCCUCCAGUAAGCACACUCCAAGAUGUCUUCUGCAGAUUCGGUGAUCUUAUUAAUGUUGCCACAUUUCCCAACAAGACAUUUGGGUUUGUAAAGUAUGCAUCCGACAUCUCUGCUUCAGAAGCAAUGAAUCAUCUAAAUGGAGCAACAAUAUAUGGAAUAAGACUUAAAGUGAUGGAAGCUGAUGAGAAACCACAAAAUAAUGUGAAUGAGAAAAUUGGUGAGGAUGACUCUUCUAAUCAAGUAAAUGACAUUAAAAGAGUAAAACUAGACUGAGAAGACACUGACUAUAUUUAUUUUACUAUGUUAUUUAAGUUAGUUGUUUGUUAGGUACUCAGUUAUGGGCCUUAGUAAAGUGGUCAUCUAAAAAUCAAGCAAAUAAGAAAAAUAUUGGCAAAAUGAAUUUUUAUUAAUAAUAAUGUAUAUAUGAUCUAUUAUUCUUGCAUAUGAAGUUUGCAUUGAUUCUGUCAUUAUUUAAGAUGGUUUCUUUGUUUCCAAGAAAGUUAUCUAAUCAUUUGACUUGACACUGUUUAAAUGACUGGUUUUUUUUAUCAGUAAUACAUGAUUUUUUUAAAUUUAUUAGUCAACAUGGAUUUAUCAUUGUUUUAUUUUAAUAAAGUAACAUCUUGAAAAAUUAUAA
Molecule: messenger RNA, 2105 nt
Organism: Leptidea sinapis
Lineage: Eukaryota; Metazoa; Arthropoda; Insecta; Lepidoptera; Pieridae
Product: RNA-binding protein 45-like
Exons: 1
Coding region: 278-1741 (487 amino acids)
Molecular function (GO): RNA binding
Source: RefSeq, a predicted model, not a curated record